Messenger RNA from Salmo salar (Atlantic salmon), 1199 nucleotides. Its product is annotated as synaptonemal complex central element protein 2. The record is from RefSeq and is a predicted model, not a curated record. NCBI's taxonomy places the organism in Eukaryota, Metazoa, Chordata, Actinopteri, Salmoniformes, Salmonidae. Gene Ontology annotation, biological process: synaptonemal complex assembly. Gene Ontology annotation, cellular component: central element.
UUCAUGUGUGUAUGUGAAUGUACUUGCCACCUGCUUUCGUUCAUGCAUGCCCAUUGUCGAGGGAAGUAGGGGUGCUGAAAAAUCAGAUAAUUUUUUCACAAAAGUACCGUUAUACCCCCCAGUUUGCUGAUUAAAUUAAAUUGUUGACACUAAUUGAACAACUGACCAGUUCACCGCACGUGUCCUCCAGAACCCGUUUUUCGCGCGCAAUUUUCGAGGUGGCCAGACAGUUCUGACGAAAACUUUUAUGACACAGUGCAACUGAAUAAUAUAAUUUUUGGGGAAAAUGUCCCAGCUCUUCUUUGGAAAGCCAGCCCCUACCUUUCAGUCUACACCAAAACCUGGUCAUCAUCAUCCCUCAUCACCCAAGGACCCUGAACAAGGACAUGGGCCAGACCAGGACAUCCCUGAUGAGACAUUUUUGUUUGUGACACUGGACGAAAGCCAUGGACAGCAAAGUGAGGACUCCGGCAUCGACAUUUCAAACAUCUCCAAUAGACGUGACGUACACAACAGUACUUCCAGUGAGAUCCCAGGUGAGGAGACUACGACUGUUCUCAGGUCAACGAUAGAGGAGAUAGGGAAGAAGGCCCAGGAUCUGAUAGAGAGAAUAAACCAGAGCCGAGCCAUGGACCUGGAAAUCAUGACCACCUUUGAGAACAAGUUAAUGAAUAAGGUGAGAGAGGUGUGCCAGCAGGUGAAGGAGCAGAUGUACAGCAGCUAUGAGGAGCAUGGCCGUUGGAUGGAGGCCAAUCUGCAGGAGCUGUCUGAGGUGCUGGAGAGGAGCAGUCAGCUCAGUAUAGAGCUACAGGGAGCAAGUCAGACCUUAUCAGCCAUCAACAACAGCCUGCAGCAGACAGCUGAGAACUGACAUCUACCCAGCCAUUCAUUUAUUUUAACUGCCUUACAGCAUCCCGACUUCUGGGAGGUCUAGAAUAAUUAAAGCAAUGCCUUGUGUUUGUUUGACUGUGGUAUAUGUCUAAUAGGACAUAAAACAGUGGUUGUAAACUCAGGUGUUGGAAGAAGCUUUUGUUAAUUCAAUUAUUUAUUAUAUAACUAGUGUGGAUAUUUUUGUUCAUACCUAUGACCAAAUAGCAUUAUAGAACAUAUUUCAUGGGCCAGAAUAUACGCUUGUGCCCAGUUUAGAAUCCAAAACAUUCACCUUAAUGCCUAUGGGUCAGUCCACCAAUUAAGUGCCU